Molecule: messenger RNA, 1332 nt
Organism: Limanda limanda (common dab)
Lineage: Eukaryota; Metazoa; Chordata; Actinopteri; Pleuronectiformes; Pleuronectidae
Product: 5-hydroxytryptamine receptor 3A-like
Exons: 10
Coding region: 1-1332 (443 amino acids)
Biological process (GO): monoatomic ion transmembrane transport; signal transduction; regulation of membrane potential
Cellular component (GO): membrane; synapse; neuron projection
Molecular function (GO): transmembrane signaling receptor activity; extracellular ligand-gated monoatomic ion channel activity; neurotransmitter receptor activity
Source: RefSeq, a predicted model, not a curated record
AUGGUGCCUGUUGUUUUCUUCGUCCUCAUCUUCCUCACAGGUGGGACGUCCUCGGAGAAAGUGUGCAGUUACCACGACGUCCUGGAGUAUCUGAACCUGACCACGGAAAACAGUUUGUAUAAACUGACCCGGCCCGUUCUGGACCACACGCACCACACCACCAUUCACCUGGAGGUGCUCCUCUACGCCAUCCUGGCUGUGAUCGAGAAAACGCAAACUUUCGUUCCUUUUAUCUGGGCAUCGAUGAAGUGGAACAAUGAACUAAUUUCAUGGGACCCUGCUCAGUUCUGUGGAAUAACUGGGGUUUCAGUUCCUAAAGACUUGCUGUGGAGACCAGACUUGAUGAUCUAUGAGAUGAUACAGAAAGACGCCUCCCAUCAAAACCCUUCCCUUUAUAUAGACCACAAGGGGAUGGUCACGUAUGAAGAGGACAUGAACGUGGUCAGCACCUGUAGAAUGGACGUGCACAAGUUCCCCUUCGACACACAGAGCUGCAACAUCUCCAUCGGCUCUGCGAUAAACUGCAUUGGGGAGGUUCAUCUCUUUCCUGCCUCCAACUCGUCCCGGGCCACUCAGUUCUCCCGCGAGUUGAUGGCGUCUCAGGGCGAGUGGGAGUUCCUCCAGCUGUCCGUCAGCGACAACAUCCUCAUUUACGACAACCGUUCCUUCGAGCAGCUCGUUUACACUUUCACCAUUAAGCGGCGACCCCUCCUCCACGUCAUCAACUUCCUGUUGCCCAUCCUCUUCUUCUUGAGUCUGGACCUCGCCUCCUUCUUCAUCUCGGACCACAGAGGAGAGAAGCUGGGAUUCAAGGUCACUGUGCUGCUCGCCAUCUCCGUCCUGCUGCUCAUCCUGAACGACAUCCUGCCCUCCAUGUCCAACAAGACUCCGCUCAUAGCGACCUACUGCAUCGUGAUCUUUGCUCUGAUGCUGCUCAGUCUGCUGGAAAGCAUAUUGAUUAUAUAUCUGAUGGAAAUCGACUCCAAACAGAGGCUGAAGAACGACCAGGAGGACAAAGUAAAAAGUGACGACGCGAAGAGAAGUCGGAUCUUCUGUUCAUGUGUCUUCAAAGCGUCAGAGAAAGAGACUGAAAUGCUGCCGGUGGCGGAGGAGGUCAGAUGUGUUCAGUCGAGGGAGUCUCGUAUUCUGCUGUUGAUUCUGGACGAGCUGCAGGAGCUGAAGAAAACCAUGAGUCUGCACCUCAGCCCCAUGGAGGAGGGUGGGGGGAGGUUGUUCCUCUGGGCCACAAGAAUCAACAGAGCGUUCUUCGUUUUCUACGUCACCACCGUGUUGCUGUUCCUGUCCCUGCUCUACUAUGAGUGGAAGAGUUAG